Messenger RNA from Daktulosphaira vitifoliae (grape phylloxera), 2682 nucleotides. RefSeq names its product MOB kinase activator-like 2 (gene Mob2). Lineage: Eukaryota; Metazoa; Arthropoda; Insecta; Hemiptera; Phylloxeridae. The record is from RefSeq and is a predicted model, not a curated record. The coding region runs from base 406 to 1194 and encodes 262 amino acids. The transcript has 5 exons. Gene Ontology annotation, cellular component: nucleus; cytoplasm. Gene Ontology annotation, molecular function: protein kinase activator activity. Gene Ontology annotation, biological process: signal transduction; positive regulation of protein phosphorylation.
CACCAGUAUAUUUAUGUAUUGUAGUUGUUGUUUUAUAGAUAUAUUAUUGUUCUGCGUAUGAGACAAAUGAAAAUGUGUACGCGUUAAUAUCAUUAUUGACGUCAUAUUUAUUAACAGUCUAUCGGACAUCGUUUAAAGACUAUCAGAAUUUUAUUUCACCUUAACUUACGAUUUAUUUUGUUCUAUAACAUUUAAACGCGAAAACAUCAAUAGAAUGGCAAUAUGACGUCUUCUAUUGUUUCGCUUAAUUUUCAGUAAUUGUAACAAAACUUUUACAUGAUUGUUAUUAUUCCUUUUCAUUAAUAUAAUUACGCAAAAACGUAUUUAUAUUGAAUGGUUGGCGAAUAAAAAUCUGACAAACUGGAUAAGCUACCUGAAUAUCUCCGCGAUACCGUGGAUUGGUUUAUGGGAAAAGGCCGUAAGUCUAAAGAUAAAGAAUUAUUGUGUAAUGAUGACAACAAAUUAUAUUUAGAUGAAUCUGUAUUAGAAAAAAAAUUACCUGAUAUUGAUCUUAGAAUAUUAGUUGAUAUACCUAAUGGUAUUGAUUACAAUGAGUGGCUUGCGUCACAUACUAUUUCAAUAUUUGAUAAUGUCAACUUAAUUUACGGAGCUAUAUCAGAAUUUUGUACAAUAUCUGGUUGUCCAGACAUGAUAGGCCCAGGUUAUAGAACCUAUUUAUGGUUUGAUGAAAAAGGCAAAAAGUCUCGAGUUGCUGCUCCCUUAUAUAUAGAUUAUGUUAUGACUUAUAUUCAAAAAACUAUCAAUGAUGAAACAAUAUUUCCGACAAAAUAUGCAAAUGACUUUCCUGUUGGAUUUGAAGUAGUUGUACGAAAAAUUUUUCGAUUGUUGUUUCAUGUGUUAGCUCACUUAUACCAUAGUCAUUUUCGUGAAUUAGUGUUAUUAAAUUUGCAUUCUCAUCUAAAUUGUGUCUUUUCUCAUUUAUCUGUAUUUAACCACAGAUAUCAGUUAAUUGAAUUACGUGAAACUGAAAUACUUCAAGAUCUUGUUCAAGCUUUAAAAAUUUUAGGAAAUAAUGAAGAAUGUACUAAUAUUAACAAUGAUGAUGUUAAUGCAUUAUUUAAAGGUGUUGUGAACAAAGAACCAACCGUAUCAUACGCUGAUCAACCUUUAAAUAUUUUUCCGAACUCGCCCUCCUCUACACAUACUUUAGCUACUCAGAUUAGUAAUUUCUAGUCUUGUAACACUUUAUAAUACAUUUAUUUAUUUUUUCUGUAAAUUAAUUUUUUAUUAAAUUAUUUUAAGUUAGAAAAGAUAAUGAUUAUAUAGUUUUGAGCUAUAACAGUACCAUUAUAUAUAUUGAGCUUCUAUUAUUUUUAGAGUUAAAUAUUGAGGUAGUAAAUUUCUUUACUAUCAGUAUUUUCAAAUGUUUUUACUGUGUUUAACAUUAAAAAAUUUAGAAAAAGAAAUUGGAAAUGUUUCAUUUAAAACUGUCUCCAUAAUGUAUCUCAUUCAUCCAUGUUCCUGUUUAAGAGUAUAUUGUAACAUAAGUUAAUACAACAUAAACAUAUAAUUUUAGUAUAACAAAAUAGUGUUAACCCUCCACAUUACUUAACAACUUAAAAUAUUUCAUUUUAUUUCACUUCUUAUAAAUGUAUGGGUAUUAAUAUUCUUUAGAAAAUAAUUUUCAGUACCAUCUCAAAUCAUGAAAACUUAAAACUAUUAUUUGAAUACAUGACUAAACUAAAUUAUUCUUUAAAAAUGCUUUGCUUAUUUCUGUUAUUUUCCAAUACAUUACAAUAUGUAAUAAUAAAUUUUCCUAAUUAUAACUCUGUGGUUUAGUACAAAAGGCCUAUUGUUGUAACAUUUAUUUCACUAUUUUUUUUUUUAUUUUUUAUUAUCAAAAAAUAAUAGAAAAUAUCAGUGUUCAGUAAGUAAGGAAACGGGUUUCUAUUGUUUUCAUUCUAUGUAACAAUUUACUUGAGUCCUUACUUACUGAACAGUCUGUAUAAUUAUUAAUAAUUAAGCUGAAUUUUGUAAGAGAUAUGACCUUUGACCUUUCUUGCAUUUAAUAAUAGUAAACUAAAAAUUUUAUUAUAUAACAUCAUUGUUGAAUAAAUUUGGUCUUUAUUAUUUUUAUAUAUAUAAAAUUGAGAUUGCUUAAAACAAAAUAUUGUAAAUAUUUAAGUUUUUAUAUUGUCUUUUGUGAUUUACUCAAAUAUUGUGAUAGUUAAUUAUGAGUUAUGAUAAAAAAAGAAAUGUAAUUAAUUUGGGGAUUGUACUUAUUUUAUUAUUGUUGUUAUUUAAAAUUAUUUAUACUAUACAUAUAUAGUAUUGUUUAAUAAAUUAUAUAGUUAAACGUGACAAUAUUCAAAGUCUAAUCAAAUUUUCAUGUCCAAUUAAUAUUUUUAAAUUAACUUAAACUUAUUAAAAAUGUAUAUACAAAAUAUAUUUUUUUGGAUCUUAUUUAACAUAUUAAAUGUUUAAAAAAAAUAGCUUAAAUUGAUACCGUCCAAUGUUUAUUUUUAUAUUUUGAAGUAGUAAUUCUUCUAAAACUUUGUUACCAAAAUAAUUCUUUAUAGUAAUUUUAUCAUUUACUUAUGUAUAAUUUUUCUGUUGUAUAAAAAUUAGGAUAACCUUAAUUUUUAUUUCUAAAAAUAAAAAAAAAUUAUAAAUUACUUAUUUGUUAUGUUACCUAACUUACUAAGAGUUUGUAGUUGUACC